AUGCCAGGAAUAGAUAGAGCUGAUCAAAUGAUGAGCUACUAUCCAAUGCCCAGGAAAUGCAUGCGUUGGUAUAUCAAAGUAUUUUUUCAUUUUGUGGAUGUCUGUUUAUGGAACUCCAACUACUUAUAUAAUUUACAAGUAUCAGAAACUUCCCAUCUAGAAUUUAGAAGACGAAUUAUAAGUUCUUCACUUGAUGUUCCAUUGAAUAAACGGCCAUCAUGCAGCCCUAAAUCAUUAACAACGAAUGAAGUUCAAAGUAAACCAUUACAAAAUAUACAAAAAGUUCAAAAACGAAAAACAUCAAUUGCCGGUAGUUGCGAUAAUGUGCAGUAUAGUUAUGUGGCGUAA
This is a messenger RNA of Sipha flava (yellow sugarcane aphid), 348 nucleotides long. RefSeq names its product piggyBac transposable element-derived protein 4-like. Bases 1 to 348 code for a protein of 115 amino acids. NCBI's taxonomy places the organism in Eukaryota, Metazoa, Arthropoda, Insecta, Hemiptera, Aphididae. The transcript has a single exon. The record is from RefSeq and is a predicted model, not a curated record.